GUUUAUGUGACACUUUUCACUCUGCCAGUCAUUUUUGUGAUGAACUCGGCCGAGGUGAGCGAGUAUGAGGCCAAGCGCUUGCGCCGCAUUGAGGAGAACCGCAGGAAGCUUCAGGCGCUCAAUCUCCCCACGUUGGCAGCGCCUUUACUUCCAACUUCGAAGAACAAGAAGCGGAAACGAGAUGUCGAAGAGAAGCCAGAGGAACCAACGCGAAAGUCUUUGCGUCAACAGAAGUUGCGGAAGCGCGAGAGACAGCGUUGGAAACAAGAAGAACAUCAAUUUAAGCAGGAAAAACGAGAUCGCAUCAAGUCUGACAAGCAAGAACGGAAACGAUUUAAAAAACUCGAGAAGCAGAAGAUGAAAGAGCUCAAAAAGCAGAAGAAACUCGAGAAAAAGCUGCAAAAAGAGCUCGAGACGUCGCAAAACGAGAAGCAUGAGCACAAACAUGAGAAGGAUCAACCGAAUCAAUGUGUAACUUUAGAUCCAGUACAGCAGUUCGAGCAGCAGCCGAGGAUUCUUGACUGGAGAUUGAGGAGGAAGCUACAGGCUCAAGCGGAGAGACGAAAAGCGUCGUUGAAGAGGCGAGAAGAAAGGAAAGCACUGAGAGAGAAGGAGAACGUAGCAAAAAUGGAGCGAAAACGGAUAAAACGGGAGCUGAAGGAGAAGCAGCGAGCGAAAGAGUUAAUGGGGAGACUUUUCCUCAAGGAAGUUGAGAAACAGCAGAGAUUCGAGGAACUGGAGCUGAUGAGGGAGGAAGAUCGAUUGUCGCGACAGUACGCCAAGCAACUAAAGCGAGAGGAAAAACAGAGGGAGCGCGAAGAAAAAAUAACAGCGAAAAUCAAACUGGAAGAGGAGAUAUGGACAACUCAAAUGGAAAUUAAACGUGAAGAGGUCGAGCGACAUGAGGAGGAAACUCGCAGGUUGAAACGUGAAAAGGAGAGAAAAAAGACGGAAGCAAUUAGCAGAGAGCUGUACCCUGUGCAGCAAGUAAAUUUGCCGUUUAUACGCAUCUCGAACGCAACCAAACAGGGUAAAGUGAAGCCGACGCCACUGUUGAAAGUGGACGCAAACCUUUUCCACGGAUUUUCGUUGGGAAAGCAAUUCUUGCCUCCAGGCAAGAAUUCCGUGAUGCAGGCUCUGUGUCCUGGUGGAUAUAAUCCAGCGUUUCGCAGUGAUGGUGGCCUUCACGUGUGGCAAAACGCAAUGACUUUUUUCAUGAAUGCCACGAGUGGGAUAUUUUACCGCUAUUUGUUUCAAGAAGUAAUAGUACGUGGCCGAAAGCACGUAAUUUUCCGAUGGGCUCGCUGCCAAGAUAUCACGCCGCCGAUUUUGGAACGACUGCGUCGAGUACAAAAGGGUGAAGAACAACUCCGCUUUGACGACAACUAUUAUGACACCCCGAGUCCAACCGAUCUGAAGCCAGAACCUCUGUUGCUGUUCGUCCAGUAUCCUAAGGGCCCAUAUAUCUAUUGCGGACGGCUCGGUUAUCUUGGCUACCGAUCCAACCCGCUGGAGUUCUCAUUCCAGCUACUCGACAUCAACGCGCUGAACUGGGGGAACCUUCGUACCCUCCUCACAACCUGCUAACUAAAAAUAUGAACAAAAUAGAUUUCAUCACAACA
Molecule: messenger RNA, 1622 nt
Organism: Phytophthora nicotianae INRA-310
Lineage: Eukaryota; Oomycota; Peronosporomycetes; Peronosporales; Peronosporaceae
Exons: 2
Coding region: 40-1587 (515 amino acids)
Source: RefSeq, a predicted model, not a curated record